Petromyzon marinus (sea lamprey) is the source of this 1638-nucleotide messenger RNA. The record is from RefSeq and is a predicted model, not a curated record. Lineage: Eukaryota; Metazoa; Chordata; Hyperoartia; Petromyzontiformes; Petromyzontidae.
UCCUGCCCCCCCACCCCUCCUCCCCCCUUCCUCCUCGAGUAAUUUUUUUGUUACUUUCCCGCGCGAAGAUGGCGCUCAUCUGUUCGAUCAGUAACGAGGUGCCCGAGCACCCGUGCGUGUCUCCCGUGUCGGGCCACGUGUUUGAGCGCCGCCUGGUGGAGCGCUUUGUGGCGGAGAACGGCGUGGACCCGGUGAGUGGCACUGCGCUGAGCGAGGAGCAGCUCGUGGACAUCCGAGCCCCACACACCGCAAGGCCCAAGCCUCCAUCGGCCACCUCCAUUCCAGCCAUCCUCAAGUCCCUGCAGGACGAGUGGGACGCGGUGAUGCUGCAGAGCCACUCGCUGCGUCAGCAGCUGCAGACGGCGCGUCAGGAGCUGUCCCACGCACUGUACCAGCAUGACGCGGCCUGCAGAGUGAUAGCACGCCUCACUAAAGAAGUAGCCGCCGCUCGUGAAGCUUUGGCAACUCUGAAGCCGCAGGCCGGACUGAUCGUGACUCCGGCUACACCGGCCACACAGCCUGUCGUGGCUGGAACUGAAGCGAUGGACGUCAGUGAACAGAUUGGAAUGGGACCUGAAAUCAUCCAGAAGCUGCAAGACAAGGCGACGGUGCUCACCACGGAGAGGAAGAAGAGGGGCAAGGUAGUCCCAGAGGAGUUGGUUCGUGCUGAGGAGCUCGGGAAAUAUCAACCCACUGCCUCUCACGUGGGUCUCCACAGUGCCAGUGUGCCCGGCAUCCUCGCCAUGGACCUCUGUCCCACCGAUACAAACCGCGUCCUGACGGGCGGUGCGGACCGCAGCGUGGUGGUGUUUGACAAGAGCUCCGAGCAGAUCGUGGCGACGCUGAAGGGGCACAGCAAGAAAGUCACCUCGGUGGUGUUCCAUCCCACGCAGGACGUGGUUCUCUCCGCCUCCCCCGACUCCACCAUCCGUGUAUGGGCCGUCUCAGCGUCCACCUCCUCCACCUCCUCCACCUCCUCCACCUCGUCCUCCUCCUGCUCACAGCUGAUCCGUGCUCAUGACGGAGCCGUCACCGGACUGAGCUUGCACGCCACGGGCGACUACGUGCUGUCCUCCAGUGACGACCAGCACUGGGCCUUCUCGGACAUCCACACGGGCCAAGUGCUCACCAAGGUCAUCGACGAGAACAUGCCUAGUGCGUUGACCUGCGCGCAGUUCCACCCGGACGGGUUGAUCUUCGGGACGGGUACCGUGGAUUCCCAGAUCAAGAUCUGGGAUCUCAAGGAGCGCACCAACGUGGCUAACUUCCCGGGCCACUCUGGCGCCGUGUCGGCCAUCUCGUUCUCCGAGAACGGCUACUACCUGGCCACGGCGGCCGACGACUCCCAGGUCAAGCUCUGGGACCUGCGCAAGCUGAAGAACUUCAAGACCAUCAGCCUGGAGGACUCCUAUCAGGUGAGAUCCCUCACCUUUGACCAGAGCGGCCUCUACCUAGCCGUGGGGGGCACGGACAUCCGCGUCUAUCUGUGCAAGCAGUGGCAGGAGCUGCUACACUUCACCGAGCACACGGGUCUGGUGACAGGGGUGAGGUUUGGUCUCCACGCCAACUUCCUCGCGUCGGUGGGGAUGGACCGCAGCCUCCGAGUCUACGGCCCCUGAACAACAACAACCACAACAA